Penicillium maclennaniae is the source of this 252-nucleotide messenger RNA. RefSeq lists its product as uncharacterized. The coding region runs from base 1 to 252 and encodes 83 amino acids. The record is from RefSeq and is a predicted model, not a curated record. The transcript is spliced from 5 exons. NCBI's taxonomy places the organism in Eukaryota, Fungi, Ascomycota, Eurotiomycetes, Eurotiales, Aspergillaceae.
AUGUUUCCCACCCGCGUCUUCCAGAUGCAGCCCUCGCGGGCCUUCUACAGCCCCGCUCCUAAGGAGGCUCACAGCGCCCACACCAUCUCCCAGCGUCUGCGCCUGCUCCGCAAGGUUCCCCCGGAGUUGAUCCCUCUCGGUAUCGUUCUUGGUGUCGCCGUCGGUGCCGCCAUCUACUCUAGCAGCAAGAAGCUCAUGACCGACAAGACUCUUCGUCUCACCCGCAACAGCCCCGAGAGCCGUGAGCACUAA